Messenger RNA from Papaver somniferum (opium poppy), 3014 nucleotides. RefSeq names its product protein SDA1 homolog. NCBI's taxonomy places the organism in Eukaryota, Viridiplantae, Streptophyta, Magnoliopsida, Ranunculales, Papaveraceae. The record is from RefSeq and is a predicted model, not a curated record. Gene Ontology annotation, cellular component: nucleolus. The transcript has 15 exons. Gene Ontology annotation, biological process: ribosomal large subunit biogenesis; ribosomal large subunit export from nucleus. The coding region runs from base 102 to 2477 and encodes 791 amino acids.
UUCUUAUUCUUUACUACUACUCACGGCAGAUAAACCCUGAAUCUAGGGUUUCAUCUUUAUUCAACUCAGAGAUUUUGAAAAAGAAACAAGUCAAAUCAACAAUGGCUUGUCACGGUAUCCCAGAUUUAAAACCAGAAUGGUUAGGAGCAUCAGGAAAAACAGCAGAGAAAAUAAACCUAUUAACACUCCAACACAAGAUGAAGAUUGAUCCAGAAGGAUAUGAAACUGAGUUAACUCUUUUAUAUAAACAUUUUGAUUCAUUACUUCUUCUAUUUCAGCAGCAAUCAGCUUUAAGUUUUUCAUCUAUCAAUGGUGAUCCUACUGUUAGUAAAGACCUUGGUGAUAUGGCUAUGUUUUUAGCUCAUGUUACUCCUUAUUAUCCAACUCAAUUAUCUGACUAUCCUAGUAAAUUAGCUGAUUUGUUGCGCUCGUCUGCAAAGUCUUUGCCAUCGUCGCUGAGAUGUCAUCUUACGAAUGCUUUAAUUUUAUUAAUUAAUCGUAAGUUUGUUGAUAUUGGAGAGACGCUAGGGUUAUUUAUGGAGCUUCAAAUUUUAGGAGACAGGACUUUAAGGAAAGAUGCGUUCUUGCAUGUUAUUCAUAGUAUUCGACGGAUGAAUCAGAAGCAUAAGAAUGAAACUCAGAAUCGAACACUUCAGAAUAUCUUGUUUACAAUGCUACAGGAAGUAGAUGAAGCAAAAGCUAAGAGGGCUCUGAUUGUGCUUUGUGAUCUUCACCGAAGAAGAGUUUGGUUUGAUGAAAGAACAGCAAAUGCAAUCUGCGCGGCUUGUUUUCAUCCAUCAUCCAAGAUUAUGAAUGCUGCUCUGUCGUUCCUUCUUGGUUUUGAAAAGAUCGAAGAGGCAGAUGAUAGUGACGUCGAUAGCAGUGAAGAUGAGAAAAAUCCCCAGGUUGUUCUUCAGAGGGAGGAUGUCUAUAAGGCACAUCACAAAGGUACACUUGCUAGCAAGAAAAAAAAGCAAGCAAAGUUACAACGUGCAAUCCGCAGCAUGAAAAGGCAGCAACGUGCUAACUUAGAAAAGGAUACACCGAAUCACUAUUCACCACUUAACCAUUUACUUGAUGCUCAGGGUUUUGCUGAGAAGCUAUUCUCCCGUCUCCAGACUUGUAAUGAACGGUUUGAGGUGAAGAUGAUGAUAUUAAAAGUAAUUGCGCGGACUGUUGGACUCCAUCGCCUGAUUCUGCUGAAUUUCUAUCCUUUUCUUCAGAAAUAUAUCCAGCCUCAUCAACGUGAUAUUACCGAGUUGCUUGCAUCAGCAGUUCAGGCUUGCCAUGAUAUGGUUCCCUCCGAUGAGGUUGAACCAUUGUUUAGACAAGUUGUUAACCAGUUUGUGCAUGAUAAGUCUAAAACAGAGGCAAUCGCUGUUGGACUGAAUGUUUUAAGGGAAAUUUGUCUCCGUGUUCCGCUGUUAAUGACAGAAAAAUCGCUGGAAAAUAUGCCGAAAGAUCUGGUCCUAUAUGGGAAGUCACGUGAGAAAGCUAUUUCUACAGCUGGUCGUUCAUUGACCACUUUAUUCAGAGAGAUAUGCCCAUUAUUGCUGCUUAAGAAGGGCCGUGGUCGCCCUACUAACCCCAAAGCACAGCCAAAGGCUUUUGGAGAAGUGAAUGUUGCUAGUAAUGUGUCUGGUGUUGAGCUAUUACAAAAUGACUCUGGUGAGGAUGAAGAAAAUGAUGGUAGUGAUUCAGAUCCAAGUAUGUUUGACAAUGAUGAGGGAGAGGCAACUGUGACAACCGGCGAUGCACAUACUCAGCUCAGCGAGGAAGAUAAUUAUGAAAUAGUAGAAAGUGAUGAAGGUUUCGAUGACGAUAAUGAAAGUGAUCAGAGUGAGGAAGAAGAAUUUUACGGUGAGGACGAGGACGAGGAUGAAGAUGGCAAUGGGGAUGAAGAAAUGGAGAAUCUUAACAAAUAUAAGAGGAAGUUUAGUGACAAUGCUGCUGGGGAAUUGAAUGCUGAUACAAAUCUUCGGGCUCUAAAGAGGAUUCCAGAAUCAACUAGGGAAUUUGAAUCCCCAGAUUUGACAGAUGGUAUCCUAUCAAAUGAAGACUUCAAACGGAUCAGAGAACUGAAGGCAAAGGAAGGAGCCAAGCUUGCUCUAGGCCAGCAUGGGCUGUUAAGAAAGGGCCAAGAAGCAAAGUCACCUGGAUUUAAGAUCCCGACUUCCGAGGAAUUAAGUCGUAAGCGAGUUAAUCCAUCAGUGCUUGAGACUAACAUAAGAAGGAAAAUGACCAAAGAAGAGAGGCUAGAAUUAGUUAAAGCAGGAAGGGAAGAUAGAGGAAAGUAUCAGGCCCGAGCUGCCAUAAAACAGAAGAAGACGGGUGGUACCAGCAACAAGCAAAAGGAGCACAAGAAGAUUAUGCCUAAAGUUGCAAAGAGAGCUAAGAUUGUACGAUCUCGACAAGAGAGAAAGAGAUCUAACCGAAAUGCUGGCAAACAGUUCAGGGGGAAGAAAGCACGGAAUUAGCCCGGAUUUUAUCAUUCUAUAAAAGAAAUCCUGAGAAAAGAAGUUGACCUGAAAUUGAGAUUCGCAGUUCUAGUCGAGUAUACGUCCUUUAAAGUUGUUCAUAGCCACAGCUCUAUAUCACUUGAGGAAUCAUAAUAACCAAGGUUGCUAAUAGGGGACCGGUUUACUUGGGGUGUAUCAAAAUACAAAUAAGACAAAACAACAUCCAAGCAAAUUGGUACCCCGAUAGCAGUCUUGAUAUCAGCCUCCACUCCCACUGAGUCAAAAUGACGAAACUUCUCAAAUUCUUUGAUCACAACAAAAUUUUGAAUACACGCAAAUCUAAAACCAUGCCUAGACUUUAGGUGGUCUAAAACCAUGUCUAGAAACCACCUAAAACCAUGUCUAGAAACAAUUGAAAAUCUUAAUUGGUUUGGUCUUAAUCUAGGCAUCCUGUUUAUCGAGCAGUUAAACAUCAGAUCCAAAUCUAUUUACAUUUUGGCAGCAGAAAUUAUUCUGUAUUUCUGACGCCGUUGGUUUUUACAAAAAAAAAAAAAA